Molecule: messenger RNA, 792 nt
Organism: Emys orbicularis (European pond turtle)
Lineage: Eukaryota; Metazoa; Chordata; Testudines; Emydidae
Gene: HPGD
Product: 15-hydroxyprostaglandin dehydrogenase
Exons: 7
Coding region: 1-792 (263 amino acids)
Biological process (GO): female pregnancy; prostaglandin metabolic process
Cellular component (GO): cytoplasm
Molecular function (GO): 15-hydroxyprostaglandin dehydrogenase (NAD+) activity
Source: RefSeq, a predicted model, not a curated record
AUGCACGUGAAUGGCAAGGUGGCUCUGGUGACUGGCGCGGCGCAGGGCAUAGGCAGAGCCUUUGUCCAGGCACUGCUGGAGGAGGGCGCGAAGGUGGCUCUCGUGGAUCGGAACCUCAAAGCCGGUGAGGAGAGCAAAGCUGCCCUGGAUGAGCAGUUUGAAGCUCAGAGGACUCUUUUCAUUCAGUGCGAUGUUACAGAUCAGGAGCAACUGCAAGGUGCUUUUAAAAAAACAAUUGAACGUUUUGGAAGGCUGGAUGUUGUGGUUAAUAAUGCUGGAGUGAAUAAUGAAAAGGACUGGGAAAGCACUAUACAAAUUAAUUUGACUUCUGUGAUCAGAGGAACAUACAUUGGUCUGGAAUACAUGAGAAAAGGAAAUGGAGGGGUAAUUAUUAAUAUAUCAUCUCUGGCAGGACUCAUGCCUGCUGCACACCAACCAGUGUACUGUGCUACAAAGCAUGGCAUAAUUGGAUUCACCCGGUCUAUAGCUAUGGCGGCUCAAAUGGGAAAUUAUGGCGUGCGACUAAAUACAAUUUGUCCAGGUUUCGUUAACACACCAAUUCUUCAGUCUAUUGAUAAAGAAGAGAAUAUGGGACAAUAUUAUGAAUACAAGGAGGAGAUCAAAGAUAUGAUGAAGUUCUAUGGUGUUAUGGACCCAUCGCUAAUUGCCAAAGGACUGUUAAUGAUCAUUGAAGAUGAUGCUUUAAAUGGAGAGGUUAUGAAGAUUACAGCAUCCAAGGGGAUUCAUUUUCAAGAAUAUAGUGCACUUCCUUUUCAAUCAGGAAGGCUAUAA